AUGACGCAGCAGGCGUCGUACACGCUGCGCCACGCCGUCGCGUCGAGCAUCGUCGUCACGGUGCGGCCCCUCGGCGCGACGCUGUCGAGCGUCCUCGCGCCGGACCGGAACGGCGCCCUCGGCGAGGUGACCCUGGGCUUCGACGAGGGCGAGGGCGACGCGCCCUACCUCGACGGGCGGAGCGCCUAUUUCGGGUGCGUCGCCGGCCGCGUCGCGAACCGCACGAAGGGCGCGGCCUUCGAGCUCGACGGCGCGACGUAUACGCUCGCGGCGAACGACGGCGCGAACCACCUCCACGGCGGAACCGUCGGCUUCGACAAGCGGCGCUGGACCGUGGUCGACGCGAGUGCGACGGCGCUGACGCUCGCGCUGCGGAGCGGCGACGGCGACGAGGGCUACCCGGGAACGCUCGACGCCCGAGUGACCUACAGCCUCCCCGACCCGAGGACGCUGCGCGUGGCCUACGCCGCGACGACGGACAAGGCGACGCCCGUGAACCUGACGAACCACGCCUACUGGAACCUCAACGACGGCGGCGCGUCGCCCGUCGUCGACCACGAGCUCCAGGUCGACGCGUCGUUCUACACGCCCGUCGGCGAGGGCGCGAUCCCGACGGGCGAGAUCCGGCGGGCCGCGGGGGCCAUGGACCUCUCCGCCGGCCGCCGCCUCGGCGACGCGCUCUACGACACCGACGGGGGCGCCGGCUACGACCACAACUACGCGCGGCCCCGCGCCGGGGAAUCUUUCCCCGCCGCGACGGCCCGCGACCGCGCGCUCGGCGGCGCCGUCGCGCCCGGCGGCCUCCGGCGCGCCGCGGCGCUCUACGCGCCGGCGAGCGGCCGCGCCAUGGUCGUGUCCACGGACCAGCCGGGCGUCCAGGUCUACACGGGCAACUUCCUCGACGGCGUCGCCGGCCGCGGCGGGACGCGCUACGGGCGCCACGCGGGCCUCUGCCUCGAGACCCAGCUCUUCCCCGACGCGCUCCACAACGCGCACUUCCCCUCCGCCGUGCUCCGCCCGGGAUCGACCUACGCGCACGCGACGGAGCACGUCUUCUCCGCGGCCGCGGCGCGGCCCGCGCUCUGA
Aureococcus anophagefferens is the source of this 1086-nucleotide messenger RNA. RefSeq lists its product as hypothetical. Gene Ontology annotation, molecular function: aldose 1-epimerase activity; carbohydrate binding. The record is from RefSeq and is a predicted model, not a curated record. The coding region runs from base 1 to 1086 and encodes 361 amino acids. NCBI's taxonomy places the organism in Eukaryota, Pelagophyceae, Pelagomonadales, Pelagomonadaceae. Gene Ontology annotation, biological process: beta-D-galactose catabolic process via UDP-galactose, Leloir pathway; glucose metabolic process. The transcript has 2 exons.